GGGAUCGGAGGGAAUAGUUGGUUAUCGUCAUGGCAUUCGAACUCGAACCCACCCAACCGCGCGCGCGCCGCACCUCUACAUAGCCGGAAUGCUGGAUAACCCCGCGGCGAAGUUGCUCUGCACUCCCUGGGAACGUUGCUAAAAGCAGUUCCACGCUCUCCGGCCAAGAACGCGCCCCAUGGACGGCAGCAACGCCACGGCCAGCGCCGUGUCCGUCGUGAUCCGCGGCGGCUCGCCGCGCGGCCGCUCCGCCCCUCGCGCGCCCGCCGCGUCCCCGCCACCUCCGCCGGGCGCGGGCCGGAGGCGCCGCGCGGUGGCGAGGGGCGUCCAGAGCACGCUGGCGAGGACGUCGCUGCUAGCCAACUUCGUCCCCACGGGCACGCUCCUGGCCUUCGAGGUGGUGCUCCCGGCGGCGUCCGGCCGGGACGCCGGCUCCUGCUCCGCCGCCAGCGCCGCGAUGCUCCGAGCCCUCCUCGCGCUCUGCGCCGCCUCCUGCUUCCUCCUCCACUUCACCGACAGCUUCGGCGCUCCCGACGGGAAGGUGUACUACGGCGUCGUCACGCCGCGGGGCCUGUCGUUGCUCAGAACCGGGCUCGGCGUCGAGGUGCCCCGGGACGACAGGUACCGGCUCGCCUUCGUCGACGUCGUGCACGCGUUCAUGUCGGUGCUCGUCUUCGCGGCCGUCGCGCUCGCCGACAACAGGGUCUCCAGGUGCCUCCUACCCGGACACCGCAAGGAGAUGGCGCGCGUGAUGGAGAGGUUCCCGCUCGUGGUGGGGGCCGUGUGCAGUGGCCUCUUCUUGGUGUUCCCCAACACCCGCUACGGCAUCGGUUGCUUGGCUGCCUGAAGACAGCAGAGGCCACAGACCAGAGUACCAGACUACCAGACCAGAGCAUGGCAGUGUAACUCUAUUCAGUGCCAGUGAUCAAAUGGUGUCUUUGAUCUUUUUAUGCUUUGUAUGUUUUCUUAACGCCUGUUAUGUAAUGUGAAUAUGUACUCCUUUCAAAAAACUUGGAUGUGAUGUAAUCCUAUGUUAUUCAGUACCAAUUUGAAUAUCUACAGAAUGCAUUAUAAA
Setaria italica (foxtail millet) is the source of this 1075-nucleotide messenger RNA. RefSeq names its product protein DMP9-like. Lineage: Eukaryota; Viridiplantae; Streptophyta; Magnoliopsida; Poales; Poaceae. Gene Ontology annotation, biological process: endomembrane system organization. The record is from RefSeq and is a predicted model, not a curated record.